GUUUUUUUUUUUUUUUUUUACAGCACCGUGGAUUAUUCAUCUGGCUAUGAUUGUAAGACUCAAUCGGUCCAAAUUAGUGAUCUCAAUUGGGUACUGAGACUAUUUCGACAUGUAAAGGUAGGAUAAUUGCUCAAAAGUACGGAUCUGGAUGUUGAAUAUAAGUGACGGGAAUCCAGCACCAAUUGAAACCACGAUAUAACGAUCACAAUAUUACCAAGUCCGUUUCUCAAAUGUCCGGCACAUUCUCGUCCGAUAUUGCGACCGAGCCACUAUCACCAGCUACUACAUCCAACAGGAACAGGACACAACCAUCACAUCCCGCAAUGUCUCAAUCCAACACCGAACCCAACUCCCAAUCCCCAUCUCCUCUCCUCCUCUCACUCGCAAAUUCCUACCCCCAUGACCCAUCCCACUUACACAAAGUCCUCCUGCCCCAACUAACCCACCGCCUCCGCCUCGCCUCCCUCUGGUCCAUCACCCCCGGCACCCGCGUCCUCGACAUCGGCUGCGGACAAGGCGACUCUGCCCUCGUCCUCUCCCAUGCCGUAGCCCCACUCUCCAUCACCACCGAUGGUGACACCAACACCACCGCCGGUCCGGGUCCGGGUCCGGGUUCGGGUUCGGGUUCGGGUUCCGCCCCGGCAGGCCACAUCACGGCCCUAGACCCAGCCCCUGGCGACUACGGCAGCCCCUACACCCUCGCCCAAUCCCAAUCCCACAUCUCCUCCUCCCCCUACGGCGCAACCAUCACCUUCCACCAGUCCGACGCGCCGACCUACCUCGCAUCCCACCCCUCCGAAGCCUUUGACGCCGCGACACUCUGUCAUUCGCUAUGGUACUUCCCCUCUAGCGAGGUCAUCUCCACCCUCUUCAAAUCCCUCCACGCAUCCCCCAUCUCCAAGCUCUGUUUCGCAGAAUACGCACUCCAAGCCCGUACCCCAGCCCAGAAACCCCACGAACUCGCCGUUGCAGCACAAAAGCAGUUCUACGAGUUACGAGCGGGGGCGGAGAAGGGGUUUACUCUGGACCAGGGCAACGUCCGCGGCGCGCUUGCUCCCGACGAGAUUGUGGCGCUGGCGGAGGGGGCUGGGUGGAAGGUGCGGGAGAGGGGGGUUGUUGAUACGCCUGGGUUGUUGGAUGGGCGGUGGGAGGUUGGUGCUGUGGUUGAGCCGUCUUGGGCUGAGGAGGUUAUCAGCGAGGGAUUGUGGAAGGAGGACGAGGAAGAGUUGUUCAGAUAUGUGAGGGAGAUUCAGGCUGCGGUGGAUGAGGUGAGGGGGGGUGGUGGUGUGGUUGAGACUAUGGAUGCCGUUUGGGUUGUUAUGGAGCGUUGAACGUGCGGUUUGGAUUGAUUAUCUUGGAGUAUUCGAUGAAGAAAAGUAAAUUAGAGGAAUGAAUACACAUUAAGGUUAUCAAGAAGCGAUGUGCAGAAGCGAUUUCGAGUAACGAUUUCAAAUGCGCCUGACCAUCAUAUUCGGUCCAUAUUAUCAAAACCAUU
Messenger RNA from Colletotrichum phormii, 1495 nucleotides. RefSeq lists its product as uncharacterized. Lineage: Eukaryota; Fungi; Ascomycota; Sordariomycetes; Glomerellales; Glomerellaceae. The transcript has a single exon. The coding region runs from base 231 to 1331 and encodes 366 amino acids. The record is from RefSeq and is a predicted model, not a curated record.